AAAAACCCCAAAAUUAGGAAAAACAAAACCCAAAAUCUCACGAAAUAUGCAUUCAUACAGCCAUACGACUAUCAAAGUUUAGCCUGCUAAUUCCUCAACUCUAUCAGCAAAAGGAAAUUUCUAUAAAACAAGAAAUCAGCUGUUUGUUUCUGUUUUCUCUUUCUGGUUGCAUUUUGUGAAAUACCUCGUUGGGAGAUCAGCCUGUUGUUUUAUAGUCUGUGCUGUUUCAACCAGUCAUUUUGUCAACUACUUGGGCACCCGUCGUUUUUGCAGCCCUGCUUAACAUUCACAGCAACAAAAUGAAAGGGUAUCGUGGCCUGGAGUGCUACUAUUCCAGUCCAUCGGUCGAAACUGACCACCGCCUAGCUAGAAAACCAUCACCCAUUUCGUUGUUGAACUCCGACAUAGAAUUUGCUCUUACCUGUUUUGAAUCCAGUCCUUUUGAGGAUUUCUUCUUUAGCAGCAGAAACAAAUGGUUUGCCCAAAUAGAGUCCUCUUUCUUUUCAUUUCCCUCCAAACCCAAGGAAAGCAACCUGGCUAUGGAGACGUGGACAAGGAAACGUAUUUGCAAGCAAAGCUAUGAAGAUUAUUCAUAUGUAGCUGAAGUCCAGCACAAUAAUCAUGACCAUGUCCUGCAGGAUUUGGCAGACAGAGUUGCAGCAAUGGAGAUUGCUUUUAACAAGUUCACCAAAAGCCCAGUUCUAUUGCCAAAUGGAACUGUCAACAAAUCCUUUAAGAAGGAGUGGCAGACAGAAAAUGGUGGCAAGGCCAAGUUUUCCUACAAAUAUGAGGCCAACAGCCCUGCAAAGGGAGAGUUCAAGGCUGUAAAAACCGAAAAAUUCAAGCUUUCAAAGGGUGACAAGCCUAAGGAAUCUCAGAUCCGAGUGAUACCUGUUGAGGAAGAGGAUGCCAACAACAAUACAGAUGCAGAGGCAUCUAGAAGAAUCCAGAGUGUAUUUGCAAGGAAGAGAGCUGCAGCAGCCCAGGAAAAGGGGAAGCAGAAGGAAUUGUCACCAAUGGAUGCAGCUCUGAUCAUACAGGCCCGCUUUCGUGAAUAUCUGGUGCAUCGUUCUCAAACACUUCGUAGUCUCAGGGAUCUUGCUGUGGCCAAGGCAAAGCUGAAGGAGCUCAGAUGCCUAUUCACAAACUAUGCCUAUCGUCGGCAUCUGUGUAGGGAUACCGAGGAAAAACAGAGGUUUUCCGAAAAAAUCAUUGUUCUUUUGCUUACAGUGGAUUCCAUCCAGGGUUCAGAUCAUUUGGUGAGGGAAGCAAGGAGGUCAAUGAUCCAAGAGUUGGAAUCCAUGUUAGACACCAUUGAUCCUCAGUCGAGCAAGGAUUCUAUUUCCAAAAGAAGAUUUGAUUUACCUGAACAGGAACCAGUGCAUAAGGAAAUGGAAAUGGAAGUUGCAGAGGUUGUUGGUUUGUUGGAUGAGAAGAAUGGUGGAAAUCUGUUCCCAUAUGUUACCUUGUGAACUAGGGAACUAUGAUUUCAAUUUUCGGCUCAGGAGCAUUCUAUCAAGAUAGAUCUUGGUGGGGUUGUUGACUUAUAUUACUUUUGUUAAGGCCUUUUUUCAAAGUCUUGAAUGAGAACAGAAACUAAUAGUGACUUUUCAUAAUUGGAUUUUGAUUUCAGUUUAUAGACUUUUGGUACGUAAUUGAUCUCAAAGAUUACACAUUUUAAUGUGUUACAUUAUAAAUUGUCCUA
Molecule: messenger RNA, 1705 nt
Organism: Cryptomeria japonica (Japanese cedar)
Lineage: Eukaryota; Viridiplantae; Streptophyta; Pinopsida; Cupressales; Cupressaceae
Product: BAG family molecular chaperone regulator 7
Exons: 3
Coding region: 300-1472 (390 amino acids)
Biological process (GO): protein folding
Cellular component (GO): plasmodesma
Molecular function (GO): protein-folding chaperone binding
Source: RefSeq, a predicted model, not a curated record